This is a messenger RNA of Ciona intestinalis (vase tunicate), 2148 nucleotides long. RefSeq lists its product as uncharacterized. The record is from RefSeq and is a predicted model, not a curated record. Lineage: Eukaryota; Metazoa; Chordata; Ascidiacea; Phlebobranchia; Cionidae.
AGAGUUUAUUAUAGCGGGGAUUGAAUUUCAAACGUCGCCGGCAGCGAACACAGAAGCAGCUUUUUUAGAGCGGAUAGCAGUCAACGUACAAGAUAUGUCAUUAGGAAGAAAAUGGAAACGAAUUCGUUCAUACUGGAUUUUAAUUUCUCUCACAAUGGUCGCAAAAUGCCAGGGACUCGAGCAUGAUAACAGCGGAGGAAUGGACUCGAACGACAACAUUUGUGGAGGAGUAAUUGUCAACAGGCGGAAAGGUGUGAUAGAGUCGCCCAACUAUCCGAUCCGAUAUCCGGAAAGAGCCCGCUGUGAUUGGCUGAUUCGGGCACCGAAUGUUAAUGACGUCAUCGAACUACGUUUCAUAGAUAUUCAAAUCGAAACUUCAACUUUGUGUUUGUUCGAUUACAUUGAGAUAUCACACAUCUUGGGCACGUCACCAAAACGAUUCUGUUCGCCAGCGAGUGAAAUAGUUCGAUCCCGAGGCAACUUCGUCCACGUUCGCUUCGUCAGCGACAGCACGGACUCCAGGGCAGGAUUCCGUAUCGCUUUUCGUGUAUUGAAAGCCACAAGCACCUCUUAUCAAACUACUGUUUCGAUUCCCACAACGCCACAGUCCUACCAUAAGGAUACAAGCACAGCUUUGCAAAUUACUUCAGACGUACCUACAACUCAGAGUACAAAAGCGGUUACUUCACCGAGAGCGACUACGAGUUUACCACGUGAUAGUACAACCAUAGAAAUAGUAUACUCUACAACUGUGCCUCAGAGGAUCAGCGAUAUCACUACCAACCAAAAUAGAUUUGAAAUCCAAGAAAAUAACGGCGUCGGUGAUUAUUUAUCUUCAGAUGCUUCACCCAGUGUUGACAGCGGGGAAAGCUUGAAAUCGUGGCAAAUUGUCCUGAUCACCGUUACAGCGACCAGUUGCGUGGCGUUUGUUUCUUUUGUUGCAUUUAUCUACGUGGGCUUAAGAAAGUCGACGUCAUAUCAUAGAGGUUGUCUUCCCCAUGCGAACGACUUCAGCUGAGGAUAAAUUAUGGGAGAGAGAGUUUUUUCCACAGCGGUGGAUACAAAUAGUGUCCAAGCACCACCGAGGGAUGGUUUACAAGCACUUUCACCAAUAUCAUACACUCUGAUCUACAGUUGCGUUGCGGUUGUCCUCUUCCUAUUCGUUCUGUUUACUUUGUGGGUUAUCGCCCAGUGCUGCGACAGAAAUCGACCAUUUGUGACUCGGAAAAGACUCGUAAACUCACAUCACUUCCUACGAAGGAAUCAAAGUAUGUGCGAGCCUUUAUAUGGGAGCACUACUUGCAUAUCGACGUACGUGGAAGAUGGGAUUGGUUCAGUCGUCAAUGCCUCGAACUCUGGUAAAGCAACUGUACCGGUGAGGUACAUCAGCAACAGCGCGCCGAAUUCGCCAGGUAGAAUAACCCGCAGAGCAACUGAAAAGAGAUGCUGCAAACGAUGUGGAAGCGUGGUAACUAAAGAUCGACUCAACAAACGAGAAAUCGGCCGACAGAAAAGCGAGAUAAAGCGACAGCGGCAGAAAGUCGCUCGAUGUAAAAGCGAAAUCAACCGAAGCCCCACUGCCAAGGACGCUUAUCUUAAUCGCAGUCGCAGCAUGUAUGAAAGUUGUGAUCAACGUCCACAAUCCUUUGCUGGCGACACCAGCUACCUCAAGGAGUUUAUGCUGCCUGUAGGGGAACUUGGCAGUCAGGAUUUCAGCAGUCGUCCAACCAGUUACCCGCGUACACAUAUGAUACCGCGUGCGAAAUGGGACGCAAGCUGUGUACUGGCUUUUAUUCAGGAAACAAAACAGCAAGCUGGCCAUACGGUUUGUAACGAAACCAGACAAAUCAGACAAUACGACAGCGGAGUUGCGACCCCAAGCGUUUCUUUCAAUGGAAGCUUUAGAUCCGAGCACGGCGAGCAGGAAAACCGUGGGUUCUCGUCACAUCCAGAUACCAGCAAUGGUUCACUUUUCCCACCCCCACCCACCACAAUUUUUCAAAAUAGUUUUUAAAACUCGAAUCCAAAUAUACUAAGCGAUGGUGCUCAUAUACACACAACGGUUCACGAUGCGUACUAUGUCACUUGCUUUUCGUAACGUGCGGUUAGUUUACGUUUUAUAAUGAAACUUAGACUACGUGACCACAA